Molecule: messenger RNA, 1021 nt
Organism: Amphiprion ocellaris (clown anemonefish)
Lineage: Eukaryota; Metazoa; Chordata; Actinopteri; Pomacentridae
Gene: cidea
Product: cell death inducing DFFA like effector a
Exons: 5
Coding region: 125-760 (211 amino acids)
Biological process (GO): apoptotic process; regulation of apoptotic process
Source: RefSeq, a predicted model, not a curated record
GAUUGGACCCAGCUUCGUCCAAUCACUGGCUCCCCGCUGAUCGCUGACCAAUCAGAGGCCUCGCUGCUAGUAAACUUCAUCUGGAGUUUUCCCUCUGAGCAGCUGCUUCAGUCUCAGCAGCACCAUGGCUCCUCUGUCCAUCCAGUCUGGGGUGAAAUAUGCCAAAACUCUGCUGCCGGAGGCUCUGAUGAGGUCCGUGUCGUCGGUCCAGACCAGCAUCUCUCGCCACAUCCUGCCGUCAGCUCACUGUCGCUGCUUUAAGGUGUGCAGCUCCAGCCGGAAGCGGCGUCGAGGCCUGGCGGCGGCGUCCCUGAACGAGCUGCUGGAGCAGGCGGCCAGAGUGUUCAUGCUGUCCUGCCACUUCCUGAGUCUGGUGCUGGAGGAGGACGGGACGCCGGUGGACUCGGAGGAGUUCUUCCAGUCGCUGCCCAACAACACGCCGCUGAUGGUGCUGGAGAAGGGCGAGGUGUGGACGCAGAACAAGGUCUUCCCCAGCUUCCGUCAGACCAAGAGGAAGGGACUCGCCAGGCUGAGCUUUGAGCUCUACAAGCUGCACCCGAAGGACUUCCUGUGUUGCCUCUCCAUCAGGGCCACGCUGUACGAGAUGUACACACUGAGCUACGACUUCAGGUGCAGCCGCAUCAAACACGUCCUCAAGUCAGUGCUGCGCUGCAUCACCUUUGUGACCAGACUGAGUGGACAGUUGCUGCUCUGCACGUCUUCGUCUUUACUGCAGUUCACUGGCAACGACGACAGCUAGAUUGUGUGUCUGUUGUGUGGAUUUAUAGCAGCAGUUUGUGUGUCUGUGCAGCAACAAACUGAGUGAUCUUUGUGUUUCUGUAUUUGAUGCUUAGAUGCAAAGAGGAAAGCUUUUCUGUCACUGUUUUUUCUGGAUGUUUUACUUUCAAUUUGAGGAUUUCUACUUAAAAGCCGACAUGAAAAAGUCGUGAGCUUUGGAUUUGAUUAAAAUGUGAUCAAAAAAUUAAUAAUUGUAUAAAUAAAGAGGAGUUUUCUAAAGCUG